UUGAUUGAUUGAUUGAGUGAGUGAUUGAUUGAUUGAUUGAUUGAUUGAUUGAUUGAUUGAUUGAUUGAUUGAUUGAUUGAUUGAUUAGGCUAAAUGUACAUGUUUCCUUCGUGCCUCCAUUACUGUGUGCCUGCAGGGAAACUAACCCUACCUUAAGUCAACCUUUUGUCCUCAAGUGACGUCAGUACAUUUCAUAAGACCAUGUAACCUUGGCACACCUGAUUGUGAGAAUUUGACCAUCAGUAUGAACAUUGUAAUUAUGUUCCUGUCAAACCUCAAGCACCAAAAACUUGUUUUGUUGUAAACUCCCUGUUUGGUAACAGAUAAUUAUCACAUUCUCGAUUGACUAGAUUAGUUUGAUGUUGAAAGCUAGACAUGAUGACACACUAUAAAUAUUCAGAGGUUUUUAUGACUGAGUUAAGUGUCUUCAAGAAGAAUUCAUAUGAUAAACUUAACACAGAGUCUGUUUCCCCUUUUUGUUGUUUUAAUCCAGUACCAGAGGAGGACUCACCAUGUGGCUAAAAGGUUUUAUAAGUAACCAUGUCAACAUGAAACUUCUGAAGACCUGUCUCAUCCUCCUCCUUGUGUAUGUGUUGUUCUUUGUACUAAGAAGCAUGGACCUGCUGCAGAUUCAUUUUGAAGAAAACUCUAUCAUCUUCCUGAAGAAAGUGACCUCCGCUCCUUCCACUGGUCCUGUGUUGGCUCCUUACAUGCCUGACAACUUCUGCACCAUCAAGCCACUGUCUUCUGCAGAUGCUGAGGAGGAACGUCUCAUAUUGGACUCCAUUGCUUGGCCUGAAACUCCUCCUCUGCCAGCUCCUUUUUCAUUGAGUCAGACAAGUAAUGCCGCCCACAGCACCUUCAUCAUUCUCCCAGGGGGGAUUGGAGACGAGCGGCAUGUAGGAGACCAGCUGGAAGUUAUGAUAAAAAUGUACGACUUCCAAGGUAACCCCAAGAAGUCUGGAGGAGAUGCAAUUGUUGCCCGGUUGCACAACAGGGCACUUGAAGCAGGUGUGGCUGGACGAGUGGUGGAUCUCCUUAAUGGCUCCUACUCUGCUGUAUUCCCUUUACUCUGGGAAGGAAGUGCACAGGUUGAGGUGACCCUUGUCCACUCAAGUGAGGCUGUCACAGUUCUACGUAGGCUAAACAGAGAUCAUCCUGAUAGGGUUCGCUUCCAAAGCGUCUUCCGCUCAGGCUCAAUCUCUGAAUCUACCAUCUGUAAUGUUUGCCUACGUCAAACCAGCCAGCCACAGUGCAACUACACUGACCUCCAUACAGGUGACCCGUGGUUCUGCUACAAGCCAAGGAAUCUGAGCUGUGAUGCCAGGUUUAACCACAUGAAAACAGGAUAUAAUAGUGUACUCAAGACCGAAGAGUUGAAGCUCUUUCAAAGGAAUGUCAACCUGAAAGUCUUCAUUCCGGCUUCAGGACCUGCCAGUGUCAUUGUGUUGCCACGAAGGAAAGGGCAACCUGCGGUCAAUCAAGACAGUGGGAAGUCUGGACUCUCUGGGUAUUACUACCAGGGUGUGUGGCAAUCACUAGGUGGCUCUAACGUUCAACAAUUCAACAACGACUCUGCAAUCAGCCAGUGUUUGAAAAGCAAGGUGGUCCACAUGUAUGGAGACUCAACCAUCAGGCAGUGGUUUGAGUACCUUGAUGCUUCUCUUCCAGAGGCUAAUGCAGUAAACCUGAACAGUCCGAAGCCAGCAGGACCUUACAUGAUAUGGGAAAAUACAAACAAAAUCAUGGUAACAUACCGCAUUCAUGGUCUUCCUCUUCGGAUUUCAAUAAUACCAACCAGUAAGGAGUGUUACGUUUCCAAAGAACUUGAUACGCUGGUUGGUGGUACCAACACAGUUGUAGUUUUAGGAAUCUGGGCCCAUUUCAGCACUUUUCCAAUUGAACUUUACAUCAGACGGCUUCAGAGCAUCCGCAAGGCAGUGAUCCGUCUGUUGAAUAGGGCUCCUGGCACACUGGUGGUCAUCAGAACUGGGACCCUCCAAGCUAUGCACGUUGGUAAUGUGAUAAGCAACGGUGACUGGUUCUCGUUUCAGGUGGACAAGGUGCUCAGAGCCGUGUUCACAGGACUUAAUGUCCAACUGGUGGAUGCAUGGGAUAUGGUUCUUGCUCACCACUUACCACACAACAUUCAUCCAAAACGUCCCAUCAUUAAGAAUAUGGUUGAUGUUCUAUUGUCCUACAUAUGCCCACAAAAUAAGAGAUAGCUGUUCAUUUAAUGAAGGAAUUUUAACAAUUCAGGAAAAAUGCAGCUCUUGUUGGUAAAACUGAAACUGAAGCAGUUUUUCUGCUUCUUGUGUGUUUCUAUCAAAUUAUUUAUUUUUCCUAAAGCAGACUAUACAGACAAAGCAAGUAUUACUUUGAUCCAUCUUUUUAACAGAGAAUUGUGAGUAAAAAAAACGAGAGCAAACCGGAUUGCAAUCAGUUUGAAGUCAAAUAGCUCUAAUAAA
Messenger RNA from Labrus mixtus (cuckoo wrasse), 2468 nucleotides. RefSeq names its product NXPE family member 3-like. The record is from RefSeq and is a predicted model, not a curated record. The coding region runs from base 513 to 2225 and encodes 570 amino acids. The transcript has 6 exons. NCBI's taxonomy places the organism in Eukaryota, Metazoa, Chordata, Actinopteri, Labriformes, Labridae.